Molecule: messenger RNA, 2846 nt
Organism: Choloepus didactylus (southern two-toed sloth)
Lineage: Eukaryota; Metazoa; Chordata; Mammalia; Pilosa; Megalonychidae
Gene: NDUFA10
Product: NADH:ubiquinone oxidoreductase subunit A10
Exons: 10
Coding region: 66-1133 (355 amino acids)
Biological process (GO): mitochondrial electron transport, NADH to ubiquinone
Cellular component (GO): cytoplasm
Source: RefSeq, a predicted model, not a curated record
CGUUGGCGCGCCGGCCGCAGAAGAGGUCCCCGUCGCCGCCGCGUCCCCUCGGGUCACGCAUAGCUAUGGCCUUGAGGCUCCUGAGACUGGCCUCCGCGUCCCCGGUGGCGCGGGGCCUCGCGGCGGGCGUCCAGCGCGUGGAAGGAAUUCAUACAAGCCUACAGCACAAGCUGCGGUACGGUCCUUUGUCCUUCAUACUUGGUGAAAAAACAACUAAAAAAUUGACAGAAUACAGCAAAGUGAUAACUGUAGACGGCAAUAUUCGUUCCGGAAAAGGCAAACUUGCAAAAGAAAUAACAGAAAAACUAGGUUUAAAGCACUUUCCUGAAGCUGGUAUACAUUAUGCAGACAGUACCACAGGAGAUGGAAAAGAACUGGAUAUAGAGUUUAGUGGCAACUGCAGUUUGGAGAAAUUCUAUGAUGAUCCGAAAAGUAAUGAUGGAAACAGUUACCGCCUGCAGUCUUGGUUGUACACCAGCCGCCUCCUGCAGUACGCAGAUGCCUUGGAGCACCUGCUAAGCACAGGACAAGGAGUUGUACUGGAACGCUCCAUCUUCAGCGACUUUGUUUUCUUGGAGGCGAUGUACAAGCAAGGAUUCAUCCGAAAGGCAUGUGUGGACCACUACUACGAGGUGAAGAAGAUCACAUGCUGCGAGUACUUGCCUCCCCAUGUAGUCAUCUUUGUCGAUGUGCCCGUUCCAGAGAUCCAGAGUCGGAUUCAGAAGAAGGGAGAUCCACAUGAAAUGAAGAUCACGUCUGCCUAUCUCCAGGACAUUGAGAAUGCCUACAAGAAUACUUUUCUCCCUGAAAUGAGAGAAAAAUGUGAGAUUUUACAGUAUAGUGCAAGGGAAGCUCAAGAUGCAGAAAAGGUGGUUGAAGAUAUUGAGUACCUCAAGUAUGACAAAGGACCUUGGCUUAAACAAGAUGAUCGCACCUUCCACCACCUGCGCAUGCUGGUUCAGAAUAAAUUCAAAGUGCUGAAUUACACCACCAUUCCUAUCUAUCUCCCAGAAAUCACAGUUGGAGCUCACCAGACUGACCGUAUCUUCCAGAAAUUCAAUGAGCUGCCCGGCAGAAAAUACCAGCCCGGCUAUAACGCCGAUGUGGGGGACAAGUGGAUUUGGCUGAAGUGAGCGGCCUGACUCCACCUGGGCUCCACAGAGCUGAAAAAGCGAAUGACCUGACAACCUUGCAGAAGAAACGGCCUAGCAGAAACCACCUGUGCUGUAGUUUAGUUAACAGAGUUGGAGGAAAUGGAUUCCACUUAAAAGGUUUUAAACUUUCUGGCUUUGUUUUGAAUGAUCCAUAAGUAUUACUGUGAAAACAAAUGUGUCAGCUAUGAAAGACCCAAUGUCACCAGAAGAAUUUCUUCUCUUCAGGUUUGUGCUCUGUAUCAUGAAGAUUUUGUACAUUGUCUCUUCAGAUGUGAAGAAAUAAAAGUUUCCGGGACACCUCCUUAUGAUCCACCUGCACUCGUGUACGCAUAAUCACACGCACACACAUCAUGUACUCUCACCAUUGCCCUUCUGGUUUGAUUUGAUGUGGUUUAGUUUAUUCAGACAUAUUAGAGUUGAAGCAUUUUUCUGAAGUGCUUAUUCUGUUUGUCUUAGCAAUUUAUCACAUUGGAGCAAAAAGAAAAAUAAUGAGGAUAAAAGACCAAAAGGAGGAAGAAAUUCUCCAUAGAUUUAUAGAAUAAUGAAUUUGUUUUAAAAUAAAUUUCAGAAAAUUAUCAUGAUAACCAUCAUCAGCUGGUCUCAACUCCUUCCUCUGAAAGGAGAUUAGUACUACGAACAUUGAUGGGUUAAAAUGCAAAAUAAUAUACCACUAUCUUCAUUUCCCUAAAAAUCAAGUUGUUAAUCAAAAAUAGGUAAUGAGAAAGAAAAACAUUUUUCUCUAUUCACCUCUACUGACACUUAGAAAACAAAAGUAAAAUUAAAGUCUUCUUGCAAACGAUUUGUAGAGUUCGGUGUCGGUCCAGGAGUUAAGCUGUGGUGCUCUGCUGUGCCGUACGGCAGCUCUUAGCCACGUGCGGCCAUUUAAGUCAAGUGCCAACUAACAUUCCAGUCCUCGGUCCCACUGGCCACAUUUCAAGUGCUCGGCAGCCACGGUUGGUGAGCUCAGUGAUGGGCCAUGCAGGAGAGAGCAGUUUUCGUUGCCGCAGGAGGUUCUGCUGGGCAGCGCUGCUGUCCACAUGCUCGAGGAUGCAGGUUUCUUCCUAGGUUGUAAGGAGUGAAAAUGGUUUCCCUGCAGAUGUGAGUUGGAGUCCAGAGCUAAGUGGCUGAAGCUUCAGUUCAGUCCUUAACCCUUAAUUGAGAGUGCAGCCAGGGUCCAGCACUAGGCCAGCCGAGCGUGUCCUGGUCAGAGCCUAAGACCCGUGAGGAGAGGGAAAAGAAGGAGCCUUGGUCUUCUGCUGACUGCACUGCUGGCUCAUCCACAAUCGGGGGAUGGCUUCCCGAGUGGGCAGGUUACUUUUGUGAGACGCAGAUCUCUUUCAAAGUCAUCCUUGUUUAUUUUAGUGCCGUGUGGACACUGAGACUCUCAUCCACACAAAUCUGUCAAAACCUGGGCUGCACAUUUCCCUUGGUGGAUUGUGCAGCAUAAUUUGUAGAGCUGAAGAAGUUAAGCCACAUGAUUAUCUGGUGUUUUCGUGUAUAUGAUGCUGGUAGACAAAGGCAAGGAAACAUUAUUCACGCCUUCUCUUCACUUGAAACUGAAGAAGAGUUUAGUAGACACCCCUAAUCGCCUUGUUUCAGAACAGUACACAAUUUAGUUUCACAAAAAUGCUUACAGUCCUUGAGGGGGAGAGGGGAAACCCAAUAUUGAAAUAAAACUGCAUUUUCAGAUAA